Molecule: messenger RNA, 1831 nt
Organism: Scylla paramamosain (green mud crab)
Lineage: Eukaryota; Metazoa; Arthropoda; Malacostraca; Decapoda; Portunidae
Product: histone H3.v1-like
Exons: 5
Coding region: 227-1570 (447 amino acids)
Molecular function (GO): DNA binding
Source: RefSeq, a predicted model, not a curated record
CGCUCUGUUCCACCACCACAAGCUCUCAGUUGUCUUACAGUCUCAGUUGUCUGCUGGGUGUGGAGGUCUGGGAAGGCAGCUUUUCGUGACUGACCCGAGACUGCACUGUUAAAAGUCACCUAGGCUGUACCACUCAAGCUGACGCCGAGACUAACCAUCGUGGCUUUCAGAAACAGCCUUAAUAUGAGGUAAAAGCGUUGAAGAACACCCCAGAAUAGCCUUGACAAUGGAUACAGCACUGCCUGACGACCCCAACACCAAGGAGCUGCUAUGGGAGACUGCACUCAUUGAUAAAGUGAAGCAGCACCCGCAGCUCUAUGAUUUCAACCACAAGGAAUAUAAGGAGGCUCAAAAAUGCACUCAAACGUGGCUCUCUAUCGCCAAGCAGCUGGGAAUGCCUGGCCGAUGGAAGGUGUGCAAGGAAAGGUGGCGUACACUCCGAGACGUGUACGUAAGGAACAGAAAGUCUUUCCUAGUGGGAAGGGAAAGAGGCAGGUGGCCGCGGUGGAAAUUCUUCGAUCAAAUGAAUUUCUUGCACGCUUAUAUCUGCCACAGACCCGCUGAAACGGAAAAGCCGCUCCAUGAUAUUAGGAUACAAUGGCAGGACAGCAAACUGGAGUCGAACACAAGUGAUAGUGACAGCAACGAUGAGUCAACACUGCCACACGAAGCCGCCUCCCUUGCCUUCGAAGGCGUAAAGUGUAAGACGGAGGAAGAGGAGGAGGAGGAGGAGGAGAUUGAGAGGCAGACUAAAAGGGCUCGGUUCACUGAUAACCUCUCCACCAUGCAGGAAAGAGACAUUAGGAGCUCUGCAGUGGAAGACUUUGAGGCCGAGCUUUUGCAUGAGGCAGACCCGCUUUCCUUCACCUUCGACGGGCGGCCAAUAAAACAAGAAGUGGAGUGGGCGGAUGAGGAAAUGGAUACAGUGGACAAGAGUUUUCUGAAGGAAGCAUCACCAACACCAUCCCUCACACCACCUACACCAUUACCAACACCACCACCACCACCACCACCACUACUACCAACAGAGAAUAAUAAACCACUGAUACUCCAACUAAAACUUCCUGGGGGUAAAUCCAUCCCUGCAACCAUCAUCACUAACACAAAGCAGGGAUUCAUAAAUAGAAAAGUGGGAAUGAUCAUGCCUACCCCUCUGAGGACAGUUCCCAUCAAGAUCAAGACAGUGACAGGCAGCCAGAUGAGGGCCUCUUGCCUGACACCUAUACUGUCAUCAUCACCCUUGCCAUACUCUCAGCAGGCACCCACCAUACCCAUCCUGAAGGAAGACGGCAAACACACCAGCAGUCCUAAAUCCUCCACAGGCUCCACCCCGUGCCCUGAGCCGGUUCCUUUGGCAGCAGAAGUGGGCACAUCCCAGGAGGGUGUGCUGGAGGAUGAGGAAGAGCUCUUUGGCAGGUACAUAGCAGCUGCCAUAAGGAAACUAACCCGCAAAUCCCGAUCCCAUGCCAAGAUGCAGAUCCAGCAGGUUCUCUUCAACCUGGAGGAGUCUGACAGAAGCAGCCAAGUGAAUGGCAAAGGCUCCAUUGUGGCUGGCAGUGAACAAAAGUGAAGGUGCUGCGUGUGUCAGUAAAUAAGGAUCUCUGAGGGUGUUGACUGCUUGAUUAGGGAGGCAGUGGUUGAGUGCUGAACAGACAUGAACAUAGUAGAAGGUGGAUACUUAAGACUGCAUUAAAGAGGGAACACCCUGUCAAUGCAUGAGAGAAAUACUGUUGUGAUAUUUAAGUGUUUGACUGCUCAAAAUGUAUGCAUGGCAAAACAGAUUCUCAAAAUGAUGAUGUAUGUAUGGCAAAACAUUAAAGUAUUUUCUUCA